This is a messenger RNA of Scomber scombrus (Atlantic mackerel), 1047 nucleotides long. RefSeq names its product inhibin subunit alpha (gene inha). Gene Ontology annotation, molecular function: growth factor activity; cytokine activity. The record is from RefSeq and is a predicted model, not a curated record. The transcript has 2 exons. Lineage: Eukaryota; Metazoa; Chordata; Actinopteri; Scombriformes; Scombridae. Gene Ontology annotation, cellular component: extracellular region. Bases 1 to 1047 code for a protein of 348 amino acids. Gene Ontology annotation, biological process: SMAD protein signal transduction.
AUGGUGCCCUGUGCUCUUUUUAUUCUGGGCCCCUUGUGGAUCCACAGUCUGACACACGCUUGCUGUGGAGAGGAGCUGCCCAGGGAAGCGGUGUUGACCUGGUUCAGAUAUCGGGUUCUGGACGGUUUGGGGCUGGAGGAGCCACCUUUGGCCACUUUGGGUCCCGACAGAGACACGGCACGAGCAGAAGAAAGGCUUGCACCCCAGAGGACCCUUAGGACUCGCAGGACAACACAGGUCAACCAUGAAACCAAUACAAACCAGGAAACUAUUCAAAUUAUUCUCUUCCCCAGUUCUGAAUCAUCCUGUGCCAGAUCUGACUCAGCUCCUGAAGAAACCACCAACAGCCACUUCACAUAUUAUUUCCAGCCGUCCAUGAACAGCCAGGAGACCCUGGUCACAUCUGCCCACUUUUGGUUCUACGCGGGCGAAGGAGCCACAGUCAACUCGUCUGCCCAGCUGUUCAUCCUCACCUCAGCUCAGGAGCUUCUUCAGGCAGCAGAGGGUCCAUCAGAGACAAGCCUAGAUGGAUGGACCACCUACAGCUUGGAUCAGAACCUGUUGACAUCUCUGCCUCAGGGCCCUUUUCUGCUCCAGGUCCGCUGUGCCACCUGCCAGUGUCAUGCUGACGAACCAGAUAAGAUACCCUUCCUUAACCUCUAUGCUCAGCCUCGUGGUCCUGUCCAUUCACCACGCCAUGCAGCAAUAACUAUACCCUGGUCUCCAUCUGCCAUCGACUUGUUCCAGCGUCCCUCCGCAGAGAGACCCCAGAACAGCGACUGCAACCGAGCAGAGAUUGAAAUCAGCUUUGAGGAGCUGGGCUGGGACUACUGGAUCAUCCAACCCAAAGUGCUGACUUUCUACUACUGUCAUGGGAACUGCUCAGCCUGGGAUCGAACCACCGCCAUGCUGGGGAUCACACAGUGCUGCGCCCCGGUCCCAGGAACCAUGAAGUCCCUGAGGAUCACCACGACAUCUGAUGGCGGGUACUCAUUUAAGUAUGAGACCUUGCCCAACAUUAUACCUGAAGAGUGUACUUGUAUUUGA